This is a messenger RNA of Micromonas commoda, 2763 nucleotides long. RefSeq lists its product with no specific name. Bases 1 to 2763 code for a protein of 920 amino acids. The transcript has a single exon. The record is from RefSeq and is a predicted model, not a curated record. NCBI's taxonomy places the organism in Eukaryota, Viridiplantae, Chlorophyta, Mamiellophyceae, Mamiellales, Mamiellaceae.
AUGGGCGGAGGCGCGGACCCGCUCCCGCGCAGGCCCACCGCGUUCACGUCAGCCACGCUCCAGGCGGGCGACUCGAGCGACGCCGAGGACGAGGCGAUGCGAUCUCGCUACCUCCCGACGAUGGAGGUGGCGAUGGUGACGAUCCCGGACGCGCCGUUGCGCCCCAUGGCCCCCGGCGACCUGAUCGCCCGCGCCACCGAGAUGCUCGCGUCCUUCGACGGCGACAAGGUCUCGCCCGACGCGCACGCCGAGCGGUGCCUGGACGAGUGGCGCGUGAGGGAAGCCUCGGACGCGACGUUCAUCCGGCAGUGCUUCUACGGGUGCGUGCGGUACGCCAAGAUGCUCGGCGCGUUCACGAAGACGAUGUAUCACGCGCGCGGUGGCGACAUCUUACGCAGCGACAGAGACCUCUACACCGUCUACGCGUACCUCCUCCUCCUUCGCCUGGACGAGCUCGGGUGGGAUCAGUUCGCGCGACUGCUGGGCGCCAACUCGGAGCAGAAGAUGCUUCCGCUGAUGAAGUUCGCGUUCGACGAGCGCGUGCUGGACGACCUGAUGAGGGACCAGUGGCUGAAGAUAUACGACCCGCCGUGGGUCGACAACGUGCUGGCGUCGCUGCUGUCGUGGCGGCACGAGGCGGACGACCUCAUCGCUCGAUACGAGGACGAGGUGCACUUUGCCAAGUUGGGCGACGGGGCUCGCGAGCGACACGAGUCGUGGAUGACGACGGACGCCAUCGAAAACGAGCUGGGGGACAAACAAAAGGGCCCGAAACUCAACGGCGUGACCGUCCCGAAGCCGUUCAAGCUCCACCCGCCCAAGCCCAAACCCCUUCCCGCGCGGUAUCAACCCCCGAAAAAACCCAAGCCCAAACCCGUGCCCGCGUCGAACAAGCCGCUGUGGGAAAUCGGCGAGCUCACCGCCGAGCAACGGGAGGUUCGAAGGGCGGAGGAAGUAAACGCGGAACGGGCGAGGCUGAAGCUGGAGGAGGCGAACAGGAUGGCGUUCAAGCUCGCCGCGGUGGAGCGACCGACGAACCUGGACGCGGUGCGAGCGGAGGUUGAGAGUGAAAGGGAGAAACACUUUCUCGCGGCGAGGGGCGAGGGGUUCAGGGCUCGGCCGAUGCCGUCGUUUUACGAGGAGUGGGCCGGGGUGGAACGAACGAGCACGAGUGGGCCGGGGGGGGAUUCGGGGGGUUCUGGUGAGGGCGAAGAUGGCGAAGUCGGCGAAGGGAGCCCAUCGAAAAAGCCGGAGAUUCGGCUCAACGCGGCGGCUAUCUUGCGCGAGGAUGCGCUGUACAAGAAGAAACAGGCGGAAGAGGCGAAGAUGUUGGAGACGUACGAGCUCGAAAGGCGGGACGAGCGGCAGUUUUCGGAGUGGCAGCGGACGAUGAGGGCCAAGGACGAGGAGGCGCGGCGUCGCAAGGUUGAGGCGCUGAAGAAGGAGAUGGAGGCGGCUUUCGACAAGGCGGUGGCGGCUAGGGAACACGCGCUCGUCCAGAACGCGCGUAAGCGCGAGGAGGUCAAGGCGGAGAGCGAGGCCUUGAGGCUGCGGCGGGAGGAACGGGAGCUCCUCGAGGCGGCGGAGGCGAAGGAGCGCAAGGCGAAGGUGCUCGCCAUUGAAACGGAGGCUCGUCGAAAGCGAACGGAGACGCUGUCGAAGAACAGGGCUUCGGCGGAGGCGCGAGCGCGGGAAAAGGCGGAGACGGCGGCGCGGCUUCACGAGCGGCAGCGCGCGGAUCGCGAGCGCAAGGCGGACCUGUGCCGACGGAUUCGCGCACUCGAGCUCAGGCCCAAAACAAACGUCAAGGACCACGCGGGGCAAAAGAGCGUUCUCUCCAAGACGUACGCGGUGCCCAUGCUCGAGGACAUGUCCGUGGCUGAGCUCAAGGAGCGUUUGGUGCGGUGCAAGCUCCGGGCGGCUGCGGAGACGGCGGAGAACGCGGCGAGGAUCGCGAGCGAGCGGAAAGAUCGCGCCGCUCUGGUCAACGAAAAGCUCGCCAACAUCGAACGCAUCAGGUCCAUCGCCGGGGAGCAGGGCGCGAGGCGAAGGACGCUAUCCGCGGAGGAACGCGCCGCCAAGGACGUCGCGCUCAAGGAGAAGAACGCGAGGGAUGCGGAGGUGCUUCAAAAACGCCUCGACGCGAAGCGUUUAGAGCGAACGCGACUGGCGGAGGAGAAGGCUCGCGCCGACGCAGAGUACGAGUUUAAGCAGCGGCGAAUCAUGGGCGCGAAUGAGGAGGUUCGUUUACAUCGCAAGGAGCACGAGCUCGCGCGAGCCAAGGACCGAAAGGAGUACGAGAUGAGUCGGCGGAUCGAGACGGAGGCGAGGUUCGCGGCGGCGACGGCGCGAAGGGACGCGAGGACCAGGGGCGACGCACGAGCUCGAGAGGGCGAACUACGAGCGACGUACAACGCCGAAUACGACGCCAACGUCGCUCGGCUCACGAGUAAAAAGGCUGAGGAGACGGAGGAGACGCUGAGGCGCAAGCGCGACGCCGUGGCGCGCGGGCGACUGCGGGAGGAGCGUCUCAAGGAGAGGCUCGGGCCCGUGAAAGCCGGGGUUGGGCCCGUCGCGCUCGCGAGAACGUUGGAAGGGACCGCGGCGGGCGGAGGCGGGUGGAACGGCGCGGGGGAACGACCGACGCGGGAUUUUCUCAUAUCGGGUCCGCUGAAGGCGCCCGGGGAGGGCACGAGGGUGCAUAGGACGAUGGGGCCGGAUGGGACGCGAUCCGUCGAGGAUGCGCACCUGAGCCACGGAUGA